This is a messenger RNA of Piliocolobus tephrosceles (Ugandan red Colobus), 3311 nucleotides long. RefSeq names its product coiled-coil domain containing 174 (gene CCDC174). Gene Ontology annotation, cellular component: nucleus. Lineage: Eukaryota; Metazoa; Chordata; Mammalia; Primates; Cercopithecidae. The transcript has 11 exons. The record is from RefSeq and is a predicted model, not a curated record. Bases 108 to 1511 code for a protein of 467 amino acids.
ACUCAGUGUCGUUAUCGAAGACACUUCCGGUUGCGACAGAGGUAGGCUUACGAGGCCUGCUUCGGGUGCGAAGGGUCGUUCUUCGGCCGGGACACUCCGGCACGACCAUGGACCGUAGGAAAAAGCCUUUGGACGUCACGGCCUCCUCGUUGGUAGAUCUUAAGGCUGAACUCUUCCGAAAGCAAGAAGAAUUCAAACAAGAAAAACUUCUAAAAGAUUCUGGAGUUUUUGGAAAACCAAAAACAACUAACAAGAAACCAAGUAUCUGGAGCAAACAGAAUGUAGGCGUUUCAAAUCGAGCUGAGAAGGAUGCUGAACAGAAGAUUGAAGAACAGAAGACUUUAGACAAAGCAAGGGAAAAAUUGGAAGAAAAAGCCAAAUUAUAUGAAAAAAUGACUAAAGGAGACUUUAUAGAUGAAGAAGUGGAGGAUAUGUACCUUGUGGAUUUCACGCAGAAGAUCAUAGACAAGCGCAAAGAAAUGGAGGCAUCUGGUGCCCAUAGAGAUUCUCAAAAGGCGGGAGAAAGGGACGACGAUGAGGAAAACCUUCCUGAGGGAGAGAUCCCUCCUCCCCAAGACCCCAGUGAAGAAUGGGUGGAUUAUGUGGACUCUUUGGGGCGUUCCCGGCGCUGUAUGAGAAAAGAUUUGCCAGAUCUGCUGGAGAUGGAUAAAAAUCUUCAGGGGAGACUUUUUGUUAGUCCUGCUAAUGAAAAAACCCUGUUAUCUGAAGAUAUGAGAAAAGAACUUCAGCGCCAGCAAUGGGAGGAAGAAGAAAGAGAGGCCCUGAAGAGGCCCAUGGGGCCCGUACAUUAUGAAGACAUUCGGGAAAAUGAGGCCCGGCAACUUGGCGUUGGGUAUUUUGCCUUUGCCCGAGACAAAGAGUUGAGAAACAAGCAGAUGAAAACCUUAGAGAUGCUGCGUGAACAGACAACAGAUCAGAGAACAAAACGAGAAAACAUAAAGGAAAAGCGAAAGGCUAUCUUAGAGGCAAGACUUGCCAAACUUCGACAAAAAAAGAUGAAAAAAUCAAAAGAAGGUGGAACAGAGGAAGAAAACAGAGAUGGAGAUGUUAUUGGGCCUUUGCCACUGGAGCCAGAGCCUGUGCCAGCUCCACGUCCUGCUGCCCAGAGUAGCAAGGUAGAAGUCAUUGUCCAGGAGAGGAAGGACACCAAGCCCGGAGUGCCACACGUCCGGGAGUGGGACCGCGGAAAAGAAUUUUCCUUUGGAUACUGGUCGAAGAGGCAGUCAGAUCUCCGGGCUGAGAGAGAUCCCGAGUUUGCCCCACCGUCAGAUUACUUUGUGGGUCAGAAGAGAACUGGUUUUUCCAGCAGCCAGGCAUGGAGCAGGCCUGGGCCAGCACAGGGUGACCCAGGGCAGUGCCCUGACCAGAGCCAUGGACCUAGCCCUGCACAUACGUCACCCACUCCUGCCCCCGACAACCCACCACAAGCCCCCACAGUUACUUUCAAAACUCUGGAUGACAUGAUUUCCUAUUACAAACAAGUGACUUGAUCUUUCAAAGCACCCUGGCUUGGGUUUGUACUUUGACAGUGCCUUUCUCUCCCAGAGAGGGAGCAAUGACUUUAGGAACUGAAUUGUACCUUUGUCCUCUCCUUUCCCUAGGAGGCACACACUUGAGGUUGGAUUUGUCAGCAAGGAGGAAAGUCGUGGAAACUUUGGCCACUUGGCUGUUCAUUUUAUUCUAAGAGGGAUAGGGACAUACCUACCUGGAUUUACAUGUGAACGGCAAUAGAAUAGAAGUGUUUAUUCUGUAAAAUUUGACACUGAGAUGUGCUUAAAACCCUAUCUGUUUCAUACCUACUCCCACAACUUACUCAUAUUUAAGGGUUCUUUUCCAUUCCUUUUGCAAAUACUAGCAUGCAGGUGUCUUUAUUCCAAGGAUUCAGCUUCCAGAUCAGCCGAUGGAACAUAGGUCAGGAGGAAUUUCUCCCUGUCAAGCAGUGGCAGACUGCAUGGGAGGCAAAAUGUGUUCUCCAAGAGGACCCAGAAGUAAUCACAUGGGAAAUGCUAAGGAAGACCAGGAGGAGCUCUUCGUAGUCCAGAAAGGUAGAAGUGGGAGUUGUUUACUUACUUUUACUGUCAUACCAUCCUAUUACCUACACUCCUGUGUGCAGUGGGCAUUCAGUAAAUGUGUGUUGAAUGAUGGACGUACGUGGAGGCUGCUGGAUCUGGUCAGAGACUGAUAUGCCUUAGCGGCAAUGGUUAGAGCUUUUCAGUGCAUUCCACCUACCUGUCGCCACCAUGCUCAGCUUCCUCACGUUCAGGAACCUGACUUGGAUCAGACUUGGGGCUCCACAGUGGAGCAGGUGGGUCCCCAUGUCAUUAGUAACAAGGAGAGGGUUGGGGGUGGGCAGGGCUCCAGAAAGUCAGUGGGGUGCCUGGGCACCCACCCCAUCCUCUGCCUGCCACACCUCAGAGGGUUCCUACAGCUGCAGACAAGCAGUUGAGGGUUGAUGACCUGGCCCAUAGGGCUCCCAUAGCUGGUUCCCAGGCCAGUGAGUGCUGUGAGAAUGUGCUAGCACAAGUCCUUGAUGUUCCUUGAGGAGUGGGAAGGAGAGGAGUGAGUGAAGGAGACUGUCCCCUGGGGGUCCUCUGCAAUGGCAUUGUCUCUGUUCCCACAGUGCUGCAGUGUGGAAGGGAGUGCCCCAUCCUCAUUACAGAUGGCACGGGAGUGUGGAGGGGUCGAUGACUUGUGCAGGGUCAUAUGGUACCUAAGGAGCAGAUCUCAGACUUAAAUACAAUUGAUGUCUAACUCGCAGACAGACUUUUCAGUGCCCUCUGCUCUUAGUUUUGUUGCCCUAGUAUCAAGCAAUCUUAGACAAACAUCCUGAAUUCUUACAAACUUACCUCUAAACACCGAGGGUAAAGGUGCCAGUCCUGUUAAUGGUCAGCCUAAUCAUUCUGUUAGCCUAAUUGGGUAAUUGCUUUUUUUAAUAAAUACACAUAAAAACCAACUAACCCAGCUGCCUUUUUUGCAGAAAUUGACAAGCUAAUCUUAAAAUUCACAUGGAUGCAAGGAACCCAGAAUAGCCAAAACAAUCUAGAGAAAAAACAAAGAGGACUCACACUUCCUGAUUUCAAGACUGACCACAAAGCUACAGUAAUCUACACAGUGUGGUAGUGGCAUAAGAAUAGACACAUAGAUCAGUGGAACAGAGGUGAAAGUCCAGAAAUAAAACAUAUAUCCGUGGCCAACUAAUUUUUGACAGUGGUGCCAGAACCAUCCAGUGGGGAAAGAACAGUCUUUUCAACAAAUGGUUCUGGGAUAACUGAAUAUUCCAUGCAAAAAAA